AUGUUUUAUCAAAUUUGUUUGGCUUUCAUCAUAUUAUCAACAGAAGUACUGGCUGAUGAAGAGAAAUACUGUGUGACAUGUAAAGCACUCAUAAAGGAUGCUAUCAAUUAUUAUGGUCAGAAUAUAUCUACAGUCACAGAAUCAUCCUUAACUACUACAACUUCAUCUCUGUGUCGCAAGUAUUAUAUAGGAUUUGAAGAAGUCAUCUGCCGCAUACUAUUACAAGUGAAUGCAAGUGAUUUAUUAAAAGCUCUCCAGACAGGAGUAUCAAUAGACACAAUUUGUGAAAAAGGUGGCGUCUGUAAUAAUAAUGAUUAUUAUCGACAACGAAUAAUAUAG
Auanema sp. JU1783 is the source of this 339-nucleotide messenger RNA. Lineage: Eukaryota; Metazoa; Nematoda; Chromadorea; Rhabditida; Rhabditidae. The record is from the annotation of a GenBank genome assembly.